AAAAUGAGUAAAAUUGUAAGGCAACGUGUUAGCAUGCAUGACGAAUCGACUACAAUGUCUUUUUAAUCGAAAAAUGUAAAUAAAAAGAGUAACAAUAUAUCAAUAAUGAAUAGAAAAUACACAUCGUAAGCGCUAACCUAUAAAACAGUUGAUUUGUAUAGUAUCAGUGCCAAAAUCUGUAGGAGAAUAUGUCUAUAUAAAAGCAGAUGUGGAACUAAAGCUAGCUCUCUCUUAUAUACCAGAUCACUGUUUAGGAAGUCUUAAAGAGACCCCUUGUACUUACAAUCACAGAGUUACUCGUACUGAUUAACUUGAUGAUGUUUAUUUCUACACUCUCGAACUUCUCGAUUAAGACAACUAUUCCAUCGAAUAAAUUGUCAACCUUCUUUCUCAUAAAGAUGAUCCUUGUGCUUAAUUGGCUAUCCAACUGGUUAAUUAACGAUUUAAUAUACUUAAUGAAUAUACACAACAUUACUAUAUUUCAAAUGAUGAGUUGUUAGAAGUUGAAUAAAUUGCUCAAGAUUAUCCAUAUUAAUGUAUAAUACAAAAAGUGAACAAAGACAAUAGUUCAUUAUCACAAAGAAUAGUCAAUGAACAGUUUUACACUCUCAUGGGAGUAACUCGUGAUAUGAUGUUCCAUCAUCUUCAUGAAACUAAAACUCUUCCAUCCAUAUUUGAUAUUGGUGGUUCCUUAAAAAUGUGGUGUGAUCUCACUAUAGGAUCCAUCUCAAGUGUUUAAUAUUUUGAUUAAUAUAUAAAUACUUAUGAAGGAGCUCAAUACAAAUGCAGAAUUGAACAAAGAUAGAUGUUCAAAAGAACUUAAGUUAAUCCAAACUAAAUUGUUUUUAUUGAGUUCUGGAUAUUUUAAUUAGAUGAACCAUUAAAGUCUUUUCUAUUAAAUCCAUAAAGACUCUACCUAAACUAAAUAGACUAUUUUAAUAAGAAAAAUACAGAGGAAGAAUAUUAACUCUUCUAAAAAUCCAUGAAAUACAAAAAAACACUCCAUUAUAAUAAUUCCUAACCUUGUGGUUAUAAAUUACUCCCCUGGAUUUGAAUUUUAUAUAUUAUCUAAC
This is a messenger RNA of Paramecium sonneborni, 1073 nucleotides long. The record is from the annotation of a GenBank genome assembly. Lineage: Eukaryota; Ciliophora; Oligohymenophorea; Peniculida; Parameciidae.